GUGGGAAAAUAAGAGUUGCAUUGCACUGUACUGACAGGUAGAAAGCUCAUGACUGUUUUUGCUACGGAAAAUGGAGAAUCUUGUAUCAAAUUGCCGCGAUUCUAAUAUUAAAAGCGAAUGUAGUUAUUCGUUAUCAUAUGUUUACAACAUGGAUACCGGUUUAGUGGAAGCGCUGCCAGCAACCGCCAUCGAAAGUAGCAUGGUUGACGAAUUCGGCAGCAGUUCUGUUGCAGCUUCGCGGGAGCGGCCCGGAGGCGAGUCGGUCCUCCCCGUUAGAAAUGGGCACGGGGAAUUGACCAAAGGCAUCAAAGGAGGUGGAGAUGGACUCGAGUCGGGUCAGCUUGACAAUUCUCAAGAACUCCACCACCAGGGGAGAGGUAAUUCCCAGUCUGAAAUUUCCCAGAAUGGAGACUGUUUGUUUGUUAAUUCUGCGCAGACGACGCACCCGAUCAAUUUUUGCGUAUCGAUAGCCGAUAACGAUCACGAGCUGAGGGCUGUUGGAGAUGGAGGCAGAUGCGACUUGAACGGAAACGAAUUGUUGGAGAAGAUCGUGAAAACUACAAUAGGGGACAUUUCUUACUCUCAUAUGUGGAAACAUCAAGAAUAUCAAUCACUGUCGGUUGAAUAUGAUAGAAUCGAAAAGGUGAACGAGCUCGUCGACGAAUCCCAAUUAUCUGAACGACCUACUUACGGCGACAUCCUUGCCGCCACUGACAUACUUCAUUACGAACAGCGAGAACAUGAAGUCAAUAUGAUUUCGAUUGUAGAUGCGCACAAAAGCAUCAGCUCGAGCAUGGCACCAGCUACCAGAUUUAUGAAUAGUUCGACUUCGGAUGCGUCGAUGACGAAUUAUACUUUUUCUUCGACGAACCUCGUCGUCCUCGAUAUUCCCCGGAGAGCAGAGCAAUGCCCAGAAAAUGGAGAGGUCAUUUACGUACAGGACGAUGAAGCAUCAGAUGAAUCUCAGGCAAACAUUUGUCGACAAUCGCUAAAGAUUGAUGAGAAGUUCGUACACGAAUCUGAGAAAAGCCGGUUGCUCAUCCCGCAUCAUCUUCCAGCGGAGCCGGAGAACGAGAUUGUAAUGAUAGACGAUGGGGAAGAUUCGGCAGAGUCGAGGGUUGACAAACCUUGCGUGGUGAUUUUCGAGAAUUCAUUAUCGGAAAGGACCGCCAUCCCUAGACUGGACAUACCUCACGAAAAUCGUGAUUUGAAGAUUAUCCGCGAAGCUGACGAUAAAAAAGAUGAAUUUCCAGUGCCGCCAAGUAUAAGCCGUCAGCUUGGAAUGUUUGGAACAACAGAUCAUGAUGAUGUCAGUGAACAAGAUCAUGAUCAUUAUGAGAAUGAACAAAAUGACGAUGACCGUCCAGCUGAAAGCGACAAUGAUUUUCACAAUGUUUUGACUUUACAAUCGUCACCAUCAACAGCAACAGAUUGUAACCAUGGUAACUGUCGCAUAGAAGGACCAUUAAUACAUCAUCAGCGUGUCGAUGACACAGCGACUGCAAUGAAGUCGACUGCAUAUUCGACUUGGUUGUCGAGAUCUUUCGGUGAAUAUGACCACGACUCCACCAGCCGAGAUGUUGAGCCGGCAGGUAGCAUUUUGCCAGCGGUCGCCGUGCCGUCUACGCAGCCCAUCAGACCGGUCGCCCUAAGCGUUUCACACCCAGCCCCUCAUCAGCUGAUAGCUUGCGGGAUGACAGGUUUCUCUUCAGCCGUACCUCCCCCGGUCCAUCCUCAUCCCAUGCUACCCAUUCCUUUACCACCACUCGCUGUUUUCACCCAUCCCAUUCACAUGCUACCAUCCACCUUCCCUUGGCAUAUCCAUAGCCAUGUUUCUGGACCAAUACCUGAACGAACACCCGGACGACACCCGACAAACUGUUCUCACUUAAUGCAUUCAACAACGAACACGACUACUGCGUUGAAUUCGACAGCAAGACUCGCCGCGAGCUACCCGCUCCUGAAGCGCGGCCGACGGCCUCGUCGCCCGCUGCUAACCGACAUCAUCCCAGCCACACCCCAAGAAACGAAUCACGGAACGUCGCCGCCUUUUACGAAACGAACUGAAGCAAAUGCAAGAGAGAGGGAUCGCGUCACCCAUCUCAACGGCGGGUUCGAGCAGCUUCGAAGAGUUUUACCGUGGGCGUAUCGUGGUGGUCGUCGAGUGAGCAAAGUCGACACGCUUCGAGCGGCGAUCUCGUACAUCCGAUUCUUGCAGAGUAUGCUGGUCGGAGCGGAGCUGUCGCCCACGGAGACGUUACGGCUACGAAAUGGAAUAGUUCUUGGUGAGUAG
Molecule: messenger RNA, 2293 nt
Organism: Lytechinus pictus (painted urchin)
Lineage: Eukaryota; Metazoa; Echinodermata; Echinoidea; Temnopleuroida; Toxopneustidae
Exons: 1
Coding region: 71-2293 (740 amino acids)
Biological process (GO): regulation of transcription by RNA polymerase II; developmental process
Molecular function (GO): protein dimerization activity; DNA-binding transcription factor activity, RNA polymerase II-specific; RNA polymerase II transcription regulatory region sequence-specific DNA binding
Source: RefSeq, a predicted model, not a curated record